CAGACCGCGGCUUGCAGGCAGCCUUUGCUGGUUGCAGUUCGAUAGCGGCAUAGACCGCCGCCUUCCGUCUCCUCCCGUCCCGUCCCCGGUGUCCGCCCCAUCUCCGUCGCCGUCGCGUAAUCUCCGGCCGCUGCCGCGCUCCCACCCUCCAUGGCGGCCAAGCAGGCGGCGGCGGGCGAAGCCCUCGCGGCCCAAAUCAACGCCAUGUCCCGUUCCGAGAUGUACGACAUGAUGUCAAAGAUGAAGACCUUGAUCGACCACGACCAGGAGACGGUGCGCCGCAUGCUCGUCGACAACCCGGACGUCACCCGUGCGCUCUUUCGGGCACAAGUAGUACUUGGAAUGGUGAAAACGCCUAAAACUGCACAACCUUCAGACACAGUCCAACCCACAGCAGCGCCGACAGCACCUUCGUCAGUUAAAGCUACAGCGCCAGAUCAUGUCAGCUUGCCUCCACCACUAUUACCUGCUAACCAGCAGAGUGUUGCUCAACAUUCUACCCCAUUUCCAUCUGGUCCAUCUAAUGUGGGAUCAACCAUGGACCUUCCUACUAUGUCAGCAAAUCCACCACAAGCAGCACAAGCAAAAGGAUAUCCUAUUCAUCAGAUGCCUUCAUCGAUUCCUCAGUCAUCUCAGCAUCCAAUGACCCUACCUCAUGCUCCUCCGCAGUAUUCUAAUCUUCCAUCACAUAUGCCUAUAGUUCAUAGUCAGCCACAGCAACCUUUGCAAAAUCCUGGAAUGUUUAAUCAACAGUUCCAACCUCCUUUGCCCCAGAUGCCUAGGCCACAGUCCAUGCAGUCCUUUUCACAUCAGAUGCAUCCGCAAGUGCCAAAUUCAUUUGGUUUGACUCAUGGAAAUGCUCCUCAGCACAUUUUACAACAACAGAUGUUUCAUCCAGGCGGGAACCCUCAAACUUUGCAGCCAGGCGGGAACCCUCAAACUUCUUUCCUUGCUGGCCAACCACCAUUGCCUAGCCAGCCACCACCACAGCUAUACCCGCAGGCUAGUUCACAUUACAAUACUCAAAGCACAACGCCCAUGCAAGUUGAUAGGUCAGCUCCGUGGGGACGGGGCCCAGAAGCGCCUGCUGCAGGCUCCCAUUUCCCUGGACAGUUACCCGGGUUGCCCGGACAAAUGGCCCAAGGAAUUGGUGGUAUCCAGGCAGGACAAGCACCUCUGACGCCCGAGAUGGAGAAGAUGCUCGUCCAGCAAGUCCUGGGCAUGUCUGCUGAGCAGAUCAACAUGCUCCCUCCAGAACAACGGCAACAGGUGCUUCAGCUACGGGACAUGCUACGGCAGUGAUAGAUCGGCAGCUGACUGGGUAGAAGAGUUUCAGUUCCCUGCCACAGAGAGCCCUUGCUCAGCUUUGCUGGGCGCCUGAUUGGCAUCCCGACUAGUCUGCAGCCUACCUUGCAGACGUAAUUGUAGAAUGCUAGUCCUUGUUGUUUCUAGACGUAAUUGGACAUCCGUGCUAUGCUUUGGCUAAUAGACGCAUGUUUUGGCCCUGUUUUCUCGACCCGUAUGUUUUGUUUUGCCAUUUCAAUUUCAAAGUUGUGUAGUCUUUAGAUGAUAGAAGUAUUAACUCCCGACAUAUGUAUCAACUAGGAUGCACACAGCUGAGCCUUGUUAAAUUGUUGGUUGAAGCAUUAGUAACCUUUUUGGAUCGUGAUUCUUGUUU
Molecule: messenger RNA, 1678 nt
Organism: Setaria italica (foxtail millet)
Lineage: Eukaryota; Viridiplantae; Streptophyta; Magnoliopsida; Poales; Poaceae
Product: basic salivary proline-rich protein 2
Exons: 7
Coding region: 151-1302 (383 amino acids)
Biological process (GO): mRNA 3'-end processing
Source: RefSeq, a predicted model, not a curated record